AUGGCGACUCAUGAAGGCCCCCACUUCUUCGGGGCCACGUCAGCCUCACGUCAGGCGUCUGCCUCCAGCACAGACCCGUGCGCGCGCGAUCCGGAGAUCGGGAAAGCCCCCGAAAUUGCGCAGGCGGAGCAGGGUUCGAAGACGCGCCAUCCGGCCACUCGCUUCAACUGGCGCACCGACUUCCCGCACACGCUGUGGCGGCCCGAGGAAAUCCGCUCGGAGGAGUUCUACCGGGACAUCUUCGUGGAGUAUCUGGGGACCCUGCUGUUUAUCUUUUUCGCGCUCGGGGCGGUGGUCUUCACCGACUUCAAGUUCUCGGGCGCCGUCGGGAAGCUAGGCAUCUCGUUCGCAUUUGGGCUGUCGUAA
Messenger RNA from Klebsormidium nitens, 366 nucleotides. NCBI's taxonomy places the organism in Eukaryota, Viridiplantae, Streptophyta, Klebsormidiophyceae, Klebsormidiales, Klebsormidiaceae. The record is from the annotation of a GenBank genome assembly.